Molecule: messenger RNA, 598 nt
Organism: Cydia amplana
Lineage: Eukaryota; Metazoa; Arthropoda; Insecta; Lepidoptera; Tortricidae
Product: thioredoxin-2-like
Exons: 4
Coding region: 1-576 (191 amino acids)
Source: RefSeq, a predicted model, not a curated record
AUGGCUGUUGCCAAAAACGUGAAAACCAGACAAGUGCACCGCCGCGCAAUCGAGCGAACAAGACUAGUCAACCCCCAAGGCCCCCAAGCAACCACCAGCAAGCAGCUGCAACCAUCGGGAAACUUUUGGUUGCUGCUGACCACAGUAUUUGCUGCUUCCCUGGAUGAAGAGGAUGAAGUCCCGGCAUCGUUUGCAACCACUUUUCAGUCAGAAAACGUGGUACCCCUACAGAAAGUGUCAGAAUUAGAAGCGCUGCUGGAUGAAGCCGGUGACAAGUUGGUGGUCAUCUUCUGCAUGGUCCGCUGGUGUCCGUUCUGCAGGAGGAUAGCUCCCGCAGUCGAGGAUAUUGCUUCUAAAGGAACACACAACAUAGUCAUGCUCAAGCUUGACAUGGAUGACCAGGAAGCCGAGUCCUCCAGAAUCGUCGCUCGCUACAACGCCUUCUACAUGCAUCAGGAGCGCUACGCCGUCGGUCUGCCGACCUUCGUGUUAAUCAGAGACGGCGAGAAGCUGGAACACUUCAGUAGCGCUGAUGAAGCGAAACUGAGGGGCGCCGUCAGGAAAUAUACUGCUUAAUGGACAUCACAUAGAUGGAUAA